AUGGAAUACUUCAGUCUAACGGCCGGCCCAAACACCGAUUUAUGGCGGAAACCGCCCAACGGCGAUACUUCGACCGCGCCCAUCGUCUUCACCUCACUCCGCCACCCAUUCGUCAUCGCCGAAGUAACCGUGAGCGCUGACUGGGAAAUGGAAUGGGAUCAGGGCGGCCUGGUUAUUUUCGCCGGCGCAGCUCCGCAGUCCGACACAGCCGCUCUAUCCCGCCGAACAGGUGGGCCCAACCCGCCCUGUAAAUGGGUGAAAGCAGGCAUGGAAUUCUCGUCCGGCAACGUGAAUGCCUCCAGCGUGAGUGCAACGGCCGAUGGCGCAGACUGGUGUUUAUCUCCGCUCGUUCAGACAGUGCCCGGUCCCGCGGUCCAGUCUAUACGCAUUAAGCUCGAGCGCAUCGGCCACGCCUUGUGGAUUUGGUACCAGGUUCCAUCGGCGUCACCGUAUGCCCUCACGCCCGGAGCGGUGGGAAGUACGUGGAAGAAGUUGCGCGAAGUUACCUGGUUUUUCUACGGGGUGGAGGAUAAGUUCGUGCAUGUGGGUGUUUAUGCGAGUCGGCCAACGAGUCUCGGUCGUGGACAGACCAUGUGGGAUGCUAUGCAUGGGGUUCCAUUGGAAGGGGCAUCGGCGACUGGUUCGUCCGAUGGGUUGGUGGUGGAAUUUGAAGAUCUGGAAAUCAUCUAG
Molecule: messenger RNA, 690 nt
Organism: Penicillium waksmanii
Lineage: Eukaryota; Fungi; Ascomycota; Eurotiomycetes; Eurotiales; Aspergillaceae
Exons: 1
Coding region: 1-690 (229 amino acids)
Source: RefSeq, a predicted model, not a curated record